Didymella exigua CBS 183.55 is the source of this 4686-nucleotide messenger RNA. RefSeq lists its product as uncharacterized. Lineage: Eukaryota; Fungi; Ascomycota; Dothideomycetes; Pleosporales; Didymellaceae. The coding region runs from base 1 to 4686 and encodes 1561 amino acids. The transcript has a single exon. The record is from RefSeq and is a predicted model, not a curated record.
AUGGCUUCCUAUAAGUCACAGUACGGUCCUCCGAGGAGACCAGAAGACAAUACGCCCACAACCCGGUUACCAAAGCGAUCGAUCACACCCACUACUACCUUAUCUCAGCUACCCACAACCAGCAGCCAGGCCAAGCUGGAGAAGAGAAGGCCUUCGCGCGAUGAGCCAGCGCAGUCAAAGAGAGUGUCGUCGAAUCAGAGAGAGCCCACACGGAAAGUCAGCUCACACCAGGCAUCUAGCACAGCCGGACCAUCCACCAUUCCAGCUCCAGGCUUCGCGUCGUACAAGACAAGGUCGACUAGCUCCUCAUCUCGACUACCAAAGCUGGAAGUACCCGUAAACACUAGAACACCAUCUCUUGUUUCUGGAUCAUCCGCUUCGACUAUAGAGAGUCCUCGUUCGAAUGUGCUUAGAAGGAAGCAGCCUAGUAUAGGGGUUGCAAGCGGCCGAUACGCCGUGCGCACACCAGACGAUUCAAUGUCCUCCCAUGAAGGCGGCCAACAUGCCGAUGGCAAUGCCGCAAAGUUCAAAGAUCCCUUCGUCACCGAUUCCGUUUUCGGUAUUUCCCUUCCGCCAUCCUCCAACAUUCUGGCUCGCUCAGAUCCGGAGCGUGAAUCGCCGCAACAUGGCUUAUACGACAAGAUCGGUCCCCUGGAUAUUUACCCCAUUCCCACUCCACAGUAUACCUCGUCAGCAACUCCUUCGACACGUUACGCGGAAUCUCCGGGCGCAUUCAGUAUCUCAUCCACCGCAACCUCCAUGACUUCAUAUUCCCCUGCGACUGCUCUUCCGAAGUCAUCUUACAGGGUCCGACAAGUGAGUCCACUAGAGACCCGUCCGCCGGUCAGCCGGCACCGAGCGCCUGAAGAGCCCAGCGUCCGUACGACGCACGGCUUGUCGACAGUCCGUGAGUCACCCACGUCUUCCUCAUCAGCAUCCACCGUCGUGGCUGAGACAGGCAAGGCGGAGAUGGCUAAGAAGCAGCUGCCAACAGUACCACAAAGCCCACCAGUGCUGAGACCCACCCCAACAGUGCAGACAAAGACUCGUAUACAGCCCGUUCCAGAGCUUGCUCACCUGGCUGACCCUUCCCCCGUGUCGCCGCCGAGUUCGAGACGACCAUCGAGGCCAAGUCGAGAUGGAACCCCUGAGAUCCACGGGCUUCGCGACCCAUCGCCAAUAAUACAAAGCAACAUGGCCAACUUUCCGACCCACCACAGGCGCAAAAGCUCUACUGAAUCGAAAUUUGCCUCUCUGUCUGCCGCGAGGUCUCGUAUGGCGGUCCCGGUCAAGCCGUCUUCACGCAACCCAUCGCCAGUACCCACGUCGAGUAUUCCGACAACACCCAGCGGACUAAGACGGGGAAUGACACAGGAUACCCAAAAGGAACGUGAUACGCGGCGAUCGAGUACGCUACCAGCCCCGGCCCCAGCCCCAAGUCCGAGCAGAAGAUUCGGUAUCUUCUCCCGACGCACUAAGACUGACCCUGCGCCGCAUCCUAGCAAAUCCGAAAGCAAGCUUGUCCGAAAGGGACCAGUAGCAGGUACUGGUCAUGAGGGCUAUGGGCGACAUGCAUCUCGGGGCAGGAGCAGCAGCUCGAUUGGCGCAAGCAUUGGGCGCUCAGCCAGUGCAGGCACAACAUCUGAGAGUCUGGCACAAACUCCUUCGACCCGCAAGAGCAGCAUGACUAGCACAACUAGCGGCGAGAUGGACGACUUUUUCCUCAAUAGACUGAAUCCUGUGAUUUUGCGAGGAGCCGGCAGCAGCUCAGAACUGACACGCAGUCCGGAGCCAAUGAGCAGCAGUACAAGCCUCGAUGUCUCACACCGUAUGAGGCAACCUAUGGGGAACACGACAAGCGUCACGGCUGAGCCCGCCAGUAACAUGGAUCGACCAAGGCUCUUACCCUCAGCGAUGCCAAAUACUACACGCAGUGGAUCGCCAGCAAAGAAGUCGCUAAGCAGACCGUCCGAAAGCGACGAUGAUUCGAAGCGGUCAUUCUUACCUACCCUAGAAUCAAGACGCACCUCACGCACGGUGAAGCUUGCAGAGGUUCCUCUCAGCCGCACUAGAAGUCGCAGUAUCUCUAAGAUACACAAGGACCCUGCAAACGACGAAGGCGGUUGGCUUCGGUCUUCGAAGAAAAGCAAGAUUGACAAAGAGAAGGAGCGACCCAAGCCGUCGAAGUGGAACUUCUUCUCCCGCGCGCACGCGGCACCUAGAGUUGAAACACCGGCCGUGCAGGAGGCCAAGACUACGAGUCCAGGUCCUGGCUCGCGAUCUGUUGCGCACUACGCGUUUGUAGAUGCGCAGUCCAGCCUCGACAUGGAAGAUAUUGAGCAGCUGAUGAAGGAAGCAGCAGGCAACACCGAUACCGAAAGCGUGCUUUCCGACAACGACUCCAUGCGUAAGGAGCGUAUGCAGUCGAUGCUUUUGCCACCUAAGCCAAUGUUACCAGCGUUCGCCCCGCCUUCUCGUUCUGCUUCUCCCAAAGUUGUUCUACGGUCAGACGAAUCGCCGCAGCGGUAUGUCAAACUCAUGGUUAGUACCGAUGUGCAGCCUGUCCCUGAGUCCUCUCCAAGGCAUUCGCAAGCUGGCACAAUCUUCGAUCUCUCGCAACCUCCAUCACCUGCCACGCAACAACUUUCUGCGCGCAACGAGGCUGAACCUGGAAGUGUGCCGGCCGUUGUUGCCAGACCUAACUUCUCUCCUCCGCCACCAGCACCUACAAGUCCGCCUCCUCGCCCGAGUCGCUUGCCACAAGUUGGUCGCAUCCCUCAAGUCGUUUCAAGUCGCGGGAAGCCACGCAAGCCUUCCUCUCGAUCAUUCUCGCGACCAUUUGUCACAGACCAGCCCGAGCCGCGUCCAACAGCGCUCCCACGCACCUCGUUUGACUCUAUCGGCUCAGUGGUGGCUACGGCUGGCCCCGUUGAAUCUUUUCCGAUUCUGCAAGGACUUGGUGCACUCUCGCACGGCUCAGCCAUCGCGACCAUCAGUCCGUUUUCUGACGAGUCCCGUCAGAGCGAGUUCUUCAAAUUCCCACCGCGCAAGGACUCCGAGGUCUCUUACUCGAGCAGCUCAGGCGUUUGGAGCUUCGCCCCUGUGGCUGGUACUGCGGUCAUUCCUCCUCCUGAAGCUCCACUAUCAGACGACGAGCUGUGGAACGAGUAUGAUGAUCUGCUCGACCAGGUCGUUUCCCCAGGCGGCACCAUCAGGAAGGUGCCAUCGCGGCGUGGGGACCCCUCACUCCAGCCGCCACCUCUCCACACGAAGACUUCGUGUGUAUCGGUCCUGUCUGGAACCUCAGAGGCGGAAGCUUCGGUACCUUCUGUCCACAUCCGCCGGUCUCGCUUACUUGCAGCUUUGUACGCUUCUCAGUCCCCUACCUCCUCCAUGGCCCUGUCCGAUGUCAUCAAUGACUACGGUGACUGUAAGCUUAGCGUUGUCGACUCCACCACUGGCCGGUUGAGUCUACCUCUCAGCCCUAGCUUGCCAAGCUUUUCAGCUCAGAGGCCCUCGACUCGGACCAGCUUGCCUACCUCGAUGUCCGCUGGAGAUAGACUGUCCAAGGCAACCAUCACCUCGCGAUCAGACAAAGACCGACACAGUACCACCGUGGCCCGCUACAGAGACACACGUCACAUGGACUUUGCUGAAGCCCAAGCAUUUGGCCAUGCAUCUAUGGCUGACCUCCGCUUCGGUGCUUUGAUGACAAGCAAAUGGCUGUCGUUUGGCCGUGUGCUUUUCAGUCCCGUACACUUUCAGCUCAAGGAUACCAAUGUAGAUCGUGUGCUUGUCAUCGAUGGCACAGGCAAAGAUUGGUCUUUCUAUUGCGCCCUGACGUACGAAAAGGCAGCUGUAUACGACCUCGGUCCUGCGCCGUCAACUCCUCCUUCAACCAACAGGAAGUCUGCACUUCCAAAUCACCGCCAUAUCCGUCAUACCUCUCUCACCGAUCCGCUACCCUACCCGCAGAACUUCUUCGCAUGCGUCGUCCUCCGCUUUCCCUCUGCCCAGCCUUCGUCCACCCACGACUUCCUGUUGUCCGAGGCUAAGCGAGUGCUUCGUCCUGGCGGGUACCUGGAGUUCAGCGUGCUAGACUUGGACCUCGUCAACAUGGGUAACUGCGCCCGGCGUGCUGUGCGUCAGUUGAAGAUGGACAUCCACGGUGUGGACGACGGCAUCUCGCUCCGCAAUAUCAGCGAUGAGAUCAUUGCAGGUCUCGGUCGCCGGCGCUUCGUCGAGUGCAAGUCCUGCGUCGUCGGCGUACCCGUUGCCGGCAACCUGCCCACACCCAACGACGUCAACCACCCCAUGCGGAAGAACAGCACAGCCAGCUCGCGCAAACGCGCCGACAGCAACCUCAACCCCGCCACGCUGCCCAAGUUCGAGCCCUCGUUCUCCGACCUCCUCAAUGCCUCCAACCCCUCCGAGUCGACGGAUAAGGGCAUUGCAGACAAGGUCGCACGCGUCGGUCGGUGGUGGUACUCGCGCUGCUACGAGAGCAUCGUGCUGCCCGACGGCGACGGCCCGGACGCCGCGCUCUCGAGCGACCUGCUCAAGAACAGCAUCUGGCGCGACGACAAGCUCAUCCGCGAGUGCGAGCAGCUGGGCACCACAUUCCGCAUGCUCAUCGGGUACGCGCAGAAGCCCGAGGUCAGCCUGCGGCGCCACGUCAGCGUGUGA